AAAUUUUGUGACGAUGGUAUAUUGUUACAAGUAUUAUGUUUUGGGACAUUAUCCAUCGUCUCGUCUAUUUUCUAAAAACCGUCCUGUUUUUUAGUUCUACUGUUUGUUGUGUUACUAGACCUGAACGAGCGGAGAGGAAGUAGAAACGUUUGUAGGAAGAGGUAUGAACGAAUGCAGUGAGAGUAUUGUGGGUCGUGUAGAUAUUGUGAAUUAUAGUGGGGAAAAUGAUUUGGCAUCUAUAGAAUUUGAUUUUAAAAAUGAUAUUUAUUUGUCGUUUAUGCGGGAAAUGUGAAAAUGAAUUAUCAGGUUUAGCAAUAUUCGGAGAACAAGGAGUACAAGAAGCGAUAGCAUAUAAAAUAAAGUUGUCGCUUGAUAUAUCGGUGUAUGAAUAUGACCCACUCCCAAAAUAUAUUUGUGAAUGUUGCCUUGGAAAAUUAUUUACUACCUUUGCAUUCCAAGAAAGUUGUAGGAGAGUUCAGAUCCUGUUACGGGAACGUUUUCUGAGUUCAAAAAGUUGGUCUCCUAAUGAAAUCACACCUACAGCUGAAGUGGAAGAGUUACCAAAUGGAUCUAUACAUGGGACACCAGAUGAAAAAUCUGUUCCAGAAAGCAUUCUCCAUGUUUCUGAGGACGCCCUGCACUUCUGUAACACUGAAACAGCAUACAGUCAAAAUGAAAUCAGUGAAACUCGUAUUAGAGGAGGACAUGGGGAGAUGAGGAAUGAUGUGUUGGCUCCAUCUGAACUGAAUAAUAGCCCCAGCAAUGUGCAAACACGGAUGAGUUGUGGUUCUGCAAAACCUGCAGUUGAGAACAUGCAGACAGCAAAGAAUAACAGACCAGAGUUGGAAGUGCCUCAGGCAGAAACCGAGCUAAACAUUUUUGGGGAACCAUUCAACCUCAAUACUCUUCUAAGAAAUGGAGUUAUAGAAGAACUUGUGAAGGCUGUGGGUGAUAGAGGAUACAAGAAAUCCAACUCUAGAAAGACUAAGAAGACAUGUAACAGUGCUUCAAGUAGAUCACGUAGAAAGAAGCAAAAGACUAAUCGUAUGCCAUUAAAUGAUAAGGAACCAUGUCUCAUUCAGACAGAUAACUUGACAUCAACAGUUUCGAAUGUGGCAGUGGUUCAGCAGACUGUAAAUGCAUCAGAUAUACACAUUCCUAUUUCCUCUGGCAUUAGAAGUCAUGAAUUAUCAAGAGUUGACGAAUCCCAUUCCAAAACAUCUGUUGGAAACUCAGCUGAAACUGUGCAUGUGGACGAGGUUGCUAUGGGGGACGAUGUUUAUAUAGGGCCUGAUCUUUAUGAAACACCAGAAAUUGUUGCUCUUGUUGACGUGCAAAAACAUGCAGGACCUAGUCAGUCAGAAGACAUAGACUCAGUAUGUAAUACUUUAAAAAUUGUUGAUGUGUUUUCUACCCACGACAUAUCAAGCACCUCUAUGCCUGCUGAAUAUGUGAUUGAUACACUAUACAGUUCUGACACAAGCAACUGGCAUUCUCCAUCUUGUGCAGAAAACCAGUCUAAUUCACUUUCAUCUUCAGCAUGUAGUAUGCAAAGUCCAUCCAAGAAUCCUUCAGAUAUAAGAAACUGGCACACAGUGUCCUCACAAAGUCCAUUAAAUACGCUUCCCUCAUACACUCCUCCUCCCUCAAGGAAUCCACAGAAUUCCUCUAAGAAAAGGGGAAAAGUUGUUGACUCAGGGUCUACUUUGAACGGUUCCUCUCCCACAGAGGAGGAAGAUGAAAUUCUUGUCAUUGAAGUUGUCAAGGCUAACAAAGAUUCAAUUGCCAAACACUGGGAAAAAUGCCCAUCAGGUUUUACAUGUAAAUUUUGUACUAAAACAUAUAAGAGACUGAUUAAAUGUGAGAAUCAUAUCCGGAUUCAUCUGGGUGUUAAACCAUAUGAAUGCCACAUUUGCAAACGAAGGUAUCACAAGAAGAGGCUGCUAAAUGAACACUGUUCUAAUCACACAGGGAAAAAAUUGUAUCAGUGCAAAGAAUGUGACAAAUCAUUUCGCUACAGGAAGAACUUCAAAACUCAUGCAGAAAGUCAUGUGGCAGAGUCCAGUUCAAGUUAUACAUGUGAGAUAUGUGGUAAAACAUUUUCAUUGCAAUUUGGCUAUUGGAGCCAUAAAACAUCAAAGCAUGUCAUUGUGGAUACACAGACAGUAGGAGUAGAUUAGACCCAAAGUAUACAUACAAGAAAGAAUUGAAAAUUGUUGUAUAGGCUCACAGGUAUUUGAAAUAAAUCCAUUGAUUUGCCAACUUCUCUGUAAAACCAUCAUGAUUUGCAUAUAUGUAAAUACAAAGCUUUGGCAACCCACUACUGAAAUUUAGCAUGGGUUGGUUUUAGCUUUUGCUCAUUUGAUUUAAUUUAUACAAUAGCUUUAGUCACAAAGUAAUCACCAUACUUAGAACAUUUGAUGCCUAAUAAUGGAUGUCUUAUUUUGAUGUGACACUUUUUUAAUAUUUCUGUUGUUGAUACCUUGCAUAUUUCUCCAUUAACACAAGUUGGUUGUUUUUCUUAAGCCAUUUACAAGUAUGUAUUAUGUUCGGAACAUUAAGUAAGCUAGUUAAACGGGUUUCAUUAAUUUUAUUUAUUACUAUUAGAAUUAAUGAAUAUGCUCACUACCCCUGAAAUGUCAAAUGGAUCACAGAAAGCAGGUAUGACAUUUUCAGAAAAAGUGAAUAAAAUUCUUUUUAUAACUCUUCUUAGACCAAGGUACUUCACUGAACAGAAUUACAGGUCAGUCAGAUGACACUGAGGACGCUAACACAUUCUGCAGCAAUUUGGAACAUCCCAGACCUUCUGUUACAGAAGAAUGACGACAUUUAAAUUUUCCAGCUACUGCUUAUUAAAUUUUGUCUCCGUAACUCUUCUGUGUCUUUACAUGAGCCAAGAAGUAUCCACAUUAAGGGACCCAAUAUAAAGUUGUGACAGACUAAACUGAUGUUACUACACUGUGCAUGCCUCCUGUUUGGAGAGGUCCUGAGGUUAUUUAGAAAGAAAUCUUGGGUAACUGCUGCCUCUGUAUAUCAUGCCAUGAUGAUUGGAAUAUUAUUUUGAUUCUGUAUGAAUUUUAUAUUCUUUAAAGUAUGAGAUGAAUGAUGCUUGUAUUUGGGUGAUGAAUCAAGCCAACAGUUUUUAUUAAUUUGUAAUGACAUAAACAAUUUAAAGACAUACAAAGACAACAAGUUUCCAUGUUGAGAAGUAUGCUUGAAUUUGACUGUUCAUGCAUUUUAAUACUGUAAAAAUCAGCAGUGUAUUCUAAUGACUUGUCAUCGCUGUGCACAGGUCCACUAUGCUCUGUCUUUCACUUGAAAUAAUAAAAGACCUUAAAAACUCAG
Messenger RNA from Cryptotermes secundus, 3345 nucleotides. RefSeq names its product protein FRA10AC1 homolog. The coding region runs from base 258 to 2180 and encodes 640 amino acids. Lineage: Eukaryota; Metazoa; Arthropoda; Insecta; Blattodea; Kalotermitidae. Gene Ontology annotation, biological process: cell fate commitment; dephosphorylation; regulation of transcription by RNA polymerase II. Gene Ontology annotation, molecular function: zinc ion binding; DNA-binding transcription factor activity; histone deacetylase binding. The record is from RefSeq and is a predicted model, not a curated record. Gene Ontology annotation, cellular component: nucleus; cytoplasm. The transcript has 4 exons.